AUGACAACAAACAGUCCAGUGGAGAUUUUAAGUAAUGAAAACUUGGAUGAAAGAGAAGAAUUUUUUGAUAGUGAAAAUGUUGAAAGUGUAAAUGAAGAAAUAUUAGAAAAUGUAGAAUUUGGAAGACCGCAGCGAAAUAGAAAACCACCAGAUCGAUACAAAGACUUUAUAAUGGAAGAUGGAGAGUUUUCUCUGCUGACGUUUGAGGAGGCAAUUGACUCAAAAGAAAAGGAGAACUGGUGGAAAGCUAUAAAAGAAGAAAUGAACUCCUUAAAAGAGAAUAACACAUGGUCUUUUGUUGAUGAGAAAGAGGCAGAAGGAAGAAGAUUGGUUACAAGUAAGUGGAUCUUUACUGUGAAGGGAGAUGGAAGAUAUAAGGCGAGACUUGUUGCUAGAGGUUUUCAACAAAAAUACAAGAUAGAUUAUGAUGAAACAUAUAGUCUGUUAUAG
Messenger RNA from Leptosia nina, 450 nucleotides. Lineage: Eukaryota; Metazoa; Arthropoda; Insecta; Lepidoptera; Pieridae. The record is from the annotation of a GenBank genome assembly.